This is a messenger RNA of Ilyonectria robusta, 999 nucleotides long. RefSeq names its product alcohol dehydrogenase. The transcript has a single exon. Lineage: Eukaryota; Fungi; Ascomycota; Sordariomycetes; Hypocreales; Nectriaceae. The coding region runs from base 1 to 999 and encodes 332 amino acids. The record is from RefSeq and is a predicted model, not a curated record.
AUGCCCCAACUUGAGCCGGGCCAGGCCCUUGUUCGGCUGUCACAUACAGGAGUCUGCCAUUCGGACCUUUCCUUAAUCAAUGGAGGAUGGAAUCGACAGAUGGUUUGCGACGUACCUGGUCAUGAGGGAGUAGGCGAGGUGGUCGCCUAUCAUGGCGACACGGAUCCAUCUACAGUGCCGCCGCUGGGGACCAAGGUUGGCGUUCCAUUAAUUCGACGCCCUUGUGGAACCUGCAUGCCCUGCAAACUCGUCGACGGUGAAGUGAUGUGUCCCCACAGCGGGUUCAACGGUUUGGAGACCAACGGCACAUAUCAACAGUACAUAUCGGUAUAUACCUCGUACCUCGUGUUACUGCCAGAGUCGCCAACAAUCGGAGACGCUCUUUUUGCACCGGUCCUCUGCGGAGGUGUCACUGCGUACAAGGCACUGAAGAAGUGUGGCGCCGGGAAGGGAGACUGGGUUGUCAUUGCAGGAGCUGGAGGCGGACUGGGCAGCUUCGCGGUGCAGUACGGCGUAGCGAUGGGUAUGCGUGUUAUUGGGAUUGACACAGGUGAAGAGAAGAAGGAGGCCACGCUGAGACUCGGCGCUACAGCUUUUGUCGACUACCGCGGAGAGGGUGAGGUGCCCCAGAGAGUCAACGAUCUUACUGGCGGCGCCGGUGUUAAAGCCGCCAUCGUUCUUGCGCCCAGCGAGGUGACAUACAACCAAGCCCUGCUGUAUGUUGGUUAUCAGGGGUGCAUUGUGUGCGUUGGACUUCCUCACGAGGACGUCCGGAUGGCUGUGCCGCCAGGCCUUGUUAUCCACCGCGACAUCACCAUCCGUGGAUCCAUGGUUGGCACCCGCAAGGAUAUUGCUGAGGCACUUGACUAUGUAGUUCGUGGGCUUGUGAAACCCGAUGUGGUAGUUCACCAUCCCGAGGACAUUGUACAGAUCUACCAGAAGAUGGAAAAGAACAAUGUUGUUGGUCGAGCAGUGCUGGAGUUUAGUCGUUUUGAAUAA